CCAAAUGUAACAGCUCACGAUCAAAACAAAAAAACAAAAAUUGUAACGCAGGACAUUUGAAGUAUCAUAAAAAAUGACGAAGAAAGCUGUGUUGAUUGGGAUCAAUUACCCUGGAACCAAGGCGGAGCUACGGGGUUGCGUCAACGAUGUUCGGAGGGUGCACAAAUGUCUCGUCGAUCGGUUCGGAUUCUCCGAGAGAAACAUCACUGAGCUGAUCGACACUGACAAGUCCUCCACCAAACCUACCGGGAAGAAUAUUCGAAAGGCGUUGUUGAAUCUAGUUGAAUCGGCCAAAUCCGGAGAUGUUCUUGUCGUCCAUUACAGUGGACACGGUACGAGGUUGCCUGCAGAGACCGGAGAAGAUGAUGAUACUGGUUAUGAUGAGUGUAUUGUUCCUUGUGAUAUGAAUCUUAUCACCGAUGAUGAAUUCAGAGAUCUUGUGGAGAAGGUACCAAAGGACGCACACAUUACAAUCAUCUCGGACUCUUGUCACAGUGGUGGCCUCAUCGACGAAGCUAAAGAGCAGAUAGGAGAGAGCACGAAGAAGAAGAAGCCAAAGAAAGAAUCGGGAGGCUCUUCAAUAUUUGGAUUCAAAGGCUUCGUGCGUGAAGCUGUGGAAGAAGCAUUGGAAACUCGAGCGAUCCAAAUUCCUCACCACAAAGAUGAUGAUGAGAAAGAAGAAAGCAAGACUAAAGAGAUUGAACUAGAAGAUGGGGCAAAAGUCCAUGUCGUAAACAAAUCUCUGCCUCUACAAACUCUAAUCGAUAUGCUCAAGCAAGAGACAGGUAACGAUAAUAUCCAAGUGGGGAAAAUCAGACCGACCCUUUUCAAUGUGUUUGGAGAAGAUGCAUCCCCAAAGGUGAAGAAGUUCAUGAAAGUGCUUCUAACAAAGCUGCAAGAGGGUAAAAGUGAAGGUGGGAUAUUGGGAAUGAUUGGGAAACUAGCUCAAGAGAUUACUGAGUACAAACUAAACGAUGACGAAGAGUAUGUGAAACCCGCGAUGGGGAAGAAGCAAGAGGUCUAUGCAGGUGCAAGCAAUGGUGCUCUUCAGGAUAACGGUAUUUUGAUAAGCGGUUGCCAAACAGACCAAACUUCAGCAGACGCGAGUCCUGUGGAUCAUCCUGAAAUGGCCUAUGGAGCAUUCACCAAUGCUGUGCAGAUCAUACUUGAGGAGACAAAGGGUAAGAUUACAUACAAAGAGCUUGUUUUGAAGGCGAGGAAGCUUCUUAAGAAACAGGGCUUUUCUCAGCGACCAGGACUAUAUUGCAGUGAUAGUUUUGUGAAUGCUCCGUUUAUUUGUUGACCAUUGUAUAUUUGGUGGUAGAUUUAUUUGAUUUGAUGUGUUCGUUGUUGUAACUUUGAUUGGAAUGUCAAGCCCAUUGGUUAUAGCUUUUUAAUUCAAUAAAAAACCUUAGGAAAUUAUUGA
Molecule: messenger RNA, 1426 nt
Organism: Capsella rubella
Lineage: Eukaryota; Viridiplantae; Streptophyta; Magnoliopsida; Brassicales; Brassicaceae
Product: metacaspase-5
Exons: 2
Coding region: 74-1303 (409 amino acids)
Biological process (GO): proteolysis
Molecular function (GO): cysteine-type endopeptidase activity
Source: RefSeq, a predicted model, not a curated record